Messenger RNA from Microcebus murinus (gray mouse lemur), 948 nucleotides. It is a transcript of the gene APOA1, whose product is annotated as apolipoprotein A1. The record is from RefSeq and is a predicted model, not a curated record. Gene Ontology annotation, cellular component: low-density lipoprotein particle; extracellular vesicle; very-low-density lipoprotein particle. Gene Ontology annotation, molecular function: phosphatidylcholine-sterol O-acyltransferase activator activity; cholesterol transfer activity; phospholipid binding. NCBI's taxonomy places the organism in Eukaryota, Metazoa, Chordata, Mammalia, Primates, Cheirogaleidae. Gene Ontology annotation, biological process: cholesterol metabolic process; phospholipid efflux; cholesterol efflux.
GCUGCUCCUGAGGACCCCCACUUAGCCAGGCCCGUCUUCUCCUCCAGGUCACCCACACCCCUGCAAGAUGAAAGCUGUGGUGCUGACCUUGGCUGUGCUCUUCCUCACGGGGAGCCAGGCUCGGCAUUUCUGGCAGCAAGAUGAGCCCCAGUCCCCCUGGGAUCAAGUGAAGGAUUUGGCCACCGUGUACGUGGACACAAUCAAAGACACCGGCAGAGACUAUGUGGCCCAGUUUGAAGCCUCCGCCUUGGGAAAACAGCUAGACCUGAAACUCCUGAACAACUGGGACGGCCUGUCCUCCUCCGUCACCUCCUCCAUCAGCAAGCUCCGAGAACACCUGGGCCCGGUGACCCAGGAAUUCUGGGAUAACCUGGAGAAGCAGACAGAGGGGCUGAGGCGGGAGAUGAACAACGAUCUGGAGGAGGUGAAGAAGAAGGUGCAGCCCUACCUGGACGACUUCCAGAAGAAGUGGCAGGACGACUUGGAGCGCUACCGCCAGAAGGUGGAGCCGCUGGGCAAGGACCUGCGCGACGGAGCGCACAAGAAGCUGAAGGAGCUGCACGAGCAGCUGAGCCCGCUGGGCGAGGAGAUGCGCGACAAAGCGCGCGCCCACGUGGACGCGCUGCGCACGCAGCUGGCGCCCUACAGCGACGCCCUGCGCCAGCGCCUGGCCGCGCGCCUCGAGGCGCUCAAGGAGGGCGGCAGCGCCAGCCUGGCCGAUUACCAAGCCAAGGCCACCGAGCACCUGAAGGCGCUGAGCACGCUGGGCGAGGCGGCCAAGCCCGCGCUCGAGGACCUGGGCCAGGGCCUGAUGCCUGUACUGGAGAGCUUAAAGGUCACCUUCCUGAGCGCCAUCGACGAGGCCGCCAAGAAGCUGAACACCCAGUGAAGUGUCCGCUCCCAUUGCUGGCGUUCGGGUUCUCAGAAUAAACGUUUCCAAAGUGGGAA